This is a messenger RNA of Hibiscus syriacus, 552 nucleotides long. Its product is annotated as probable LRR receptor-like serine/threonine-protein kinase At1g56140. The transcript has 4 exons. Lineage: Eukaryota; Viridiplantae; Streptophyta; Magnoliopsida; Malvales; Malvaceae. Bases 1 to 552 code for a protein of 183 amino acids. Gene Ontology annotation, molecular function: protein kinase activity; ATP binding. The record is from RefSeq and is a predicted model, not a curated record. Gene Ontology annotation, biological process: protein phosphorylation.
AUGGUCCACGAUAUCUUGAAACAGCUUGAAGAGCUGUUCAAGUGUGAACAACGAGGUUCUCUGAACUGGAUGCAAAGGUGUGAUAUCAUUCUAGGCACCGUGAGGGGCCUCUCGUAUCUGCACGUGGAGUUUCAUGUAUGCAUCAUUCAUCGAGAUAUAAAGUCGAGUAACACCCUUUUGGACGAUGAUUUCCAGCCUAAAAUAGCUGAUUUCUGGCUAGCAAGACUUCUUCCUAAGGACAAGAGCCAUUUGAGCACCAAAUUUGCUGGGACCUUCUGUCAAAGAAGCCAUGAGACCACGAGCGAUUCUGAUGCCUGUCUCCUCAAAAAGGCAUGGACAUUGUACGAGAAUAAAAUGCAGCACCGAUUAGUGGAGGAAAGCCUGGAUCGGAAUGAAUAUGAAGAAGAAGAAGCGAAAAGAAUGGUGGAAAAUAGGGUUGAUGUGCACACAAUCAGCAGCGGCGUUGAGGCCAAGCAUUUCCCAAGUGGUAGUGUUGCUGAAGAGCAAAGGGUCAAUGGAAAGCAGACCACUCACAAGGCCUACCAUCAUUGA